AUGCCGCAAGCUAGGGGAAUCGGGGAGGUCAACACGAGCAGAGGCAACGGCUCAGGGCAACUGCCCGCUUGGGGUGCCGAGCGACGUCUGCAAGGCCGACUCACUGGUGGUCAGCGCAAAGAGAACGAGACACUCUUUGGUCAGAUGGUGGGCGUGGAGGCAGGCAAGCUUCCCUUUGGCUUGGUUCAUCCUGACUGGGCUGGCCCAACGGCUACUUUGAGCUUCUCCCUGGAUCUGGAGGUCGGUGGGCAGAGCUUCGAAACGGAUUUCCUCCCCAUCACACUGCACCGAGGACUUCCGGCACCAACUGAUGUGCUUUGCCUACUAAUCGGUGAGAAGGACGCCAGCACCGAGGUUCUAAAGUCUGAGGGCUCGGUGGACGGUGAAGGCAAUGUCGUCAUCACCAUCGCUGAGUAUGACCCGACAAUCUUCAAGCGCCUCCGACUGCUGGUGAUGCCCCUGCUGCCUGAUCCGGCCCUGCGAGCGAAUUGGUCCGAGUGGUCUGCAGCGAGCAAGGAGGACAAGAACCGUCUGAAAAAACAUAGCCGCUGCCAGACGAGUGACAUAGUCAAUUCUCGCUACAUGGUCUGUGGGGCUCCGGGCGGCGUCACCCACGGGCGGCCGCUGAACGACGAGCCCGUUGUCGUUAGCCUCGAUUCUUGGCUGGGUCGGCCACGCACGCAGCCUACUUUCAGCAUCGUGCGCCGCGAUGGUCAGGACACCGGAUUGACGCGGUCUUUCGAGGAGCACGCUGUGACCCUGGAGUUCGAAGGCGUCGACAGCCCUGCCGCCUGGGCAGCUCACCAUCACGGCCACGGUUGCACGCUGCUGAACUCCACGGAUGCAGAGCGCGGCAUUCUGGCCUCUGCAGAUGCGAUUUGCAGGCUUUUGUCCAGCUGUGCAGAUCGGCUCUGCGAGAAAGUUCGAGAUGACACCUUGGGUGGUGCACAGGUUUAUAAUGCAGGAGCACGGUCUUGGCAACACCCAUCACCGUCGGUGUCUGCGGAGCAAACCGUGAAUCUCCUGACGUGCUUGAAGGAGCAGGCCCCGUCCUGCAGCCGGAGUAUCACACAGCGGCAGUGGAACUAUGCCAACAAUGCCGUUCAACUGAAAGACUCUGGCAUCCGAGUUCCAAUCGGCCCGGUGAUACGGCUGGCAGACAAAUCGGGCCAGGGCGGCUUGGCCUUAAUCAGGGAGAUCCGCCAGAACCUGACGCUGGAGAAUGCGACGGUCUUCGACCAGCAUGCUGCACGCGAGGUUUGGGCCUUGCUCGAGCCCUCAAGCGAUCUGCUGGCCACAGUGGCAGCCCUGAGCCAGACAGGUCCAGAGCUUGUGGCCCAAGCACUGAUGCGGAGCCCUUCGGGCAAAAUGCCAAAGGUCACAACAAAGCUGCAGGCCGCUUUCGCCCACCUCACGGAGUUGAGGGUGCAGCUUGAGGACGCGGCGCAGCUGCGCCACCUGGUUGACCUGGCACAACUGGCUCCGAGGCUCCAGGAGUUGAGCCUCUCCUGCAGUUUCUGUCCGGCAACCGGCAAGGUGCCCUCCCGAGAGGACCUGCAAGGGCUUUCAAAACAUCGCGAGCUCGAGAAGCUCAGUCUGAGCAACUUCCAGGUCCGAACGCUCCCGGCCCGGGUCUUCCAAGGGCUCGGGAAGCUGAAGACGUUGAACCUAAUCUCCAACCAGCUCCAGACCCUUUCGCCCGAAGUUUUCCAGGGGCUCGGGGAGCUGCAGGAGUUGAAUCUUGUCACCAACAAGCUCCAGACCCUCCCUCCCAAAGUCUUCCACGGGCUCGGGCAGCUGAAGGGGUUGUCUCUUGCCUCCAAUCAGCUCCAGACCCUCCCUCCCAAAGUCUUCCACGGGCUCGGGGAGCUGCACGAGUUGAAUCUUGGCGAUAACCAGCUCCAGACCCUUCCAACCGAAGUCUUCCAGGGGCUCGGGGAGCUGCACGAGUUGAAUCUUGACGAUAACCAGCUCCAGACCCUUCCAACCGAAGUCUUCCAGGGGCUCGGGGAGCUGGAGGUGUUGGAUCUUGCCGCCAACCAGCUCCAAACCCUCCCGCCCGAAGUCUUCCAGGGGCUCGGGAAGCUGAGGAGUCUUCGAGGGGCUCGGGAAGCUGAAGAAGUUGAAUCUUUCCUCCAACCCGCUCCAGAGUCCCCCGGCCAUUUGCGACGAGCCUAG
Messenger RNA from Symbiodinium sp. CCMP2592, 2178 nucleotides. The record is from the annotation of a GenBank genome assembly. Lineage: Eukaryota; Dinophyceae; Suessiales; Symbiodiniaceae.